AUGCAAGAAGACGAGAUUGUUGGCACAUUUAAAUGGAAGAAAGAAGGAGAAGCACCAAAAAGCUCACGACACGUUAAAGCUUCGCCUGAUCCGACUUACUCGUUUGAUCCCAAAGGAAAGAUAACAAAUAACCUUUUGUUGUUUUCAAAUAAAAAAAUAGCCAAAGAACAUAAGACUGGUGAUAACAAACUUUCUAAAACGAGCAUCCUGAGGUACCUAGGAAUUCUUCUCAACAUGGGAGAUCACCAUGAUGUCAUUAAUCCCGUGGAAGAGCUUUGGUCAAUCGACCACGGAAAAUCUAUUUAUAGAAAUAGCAUGCCACGUGACAUGUUUAAAUUCAUUUCUUCACACAUCGAAACUUACGAUGUGGGCCAGCCAGAUGAUGUUUGUGAUGAUGCAUCAGACACUUCAGAUGAUGGGGAUGUCGAAGAGAAAGAGGAAGUUGAUAACGGACCAGAAGGAGAGUAUUUCAACUGCGCGGAAUAUUCAGAUCGAGAUUUCAGAGAUCUCUCUGAAGAGCAACUCAGGAAAGAUGUCAGAAUCAAAAGGGGCAUCGUUGUAAUAGUGUUUCGGUUGACGAACAUUUGUGUUCUUAUAAAAGGCAUAUGUAGGCUAAAGUGUUUAUUAAGUCUAAGCCUGGACGUUAUAAUAUAA
This is a messenger RNA of Entamoeba invadens IP1, 654 nucleotides long. RefSeq lists its product as hypothetical. Bases 1 to 654 code for a protein of 217 amino acids. The transcript has 3 exons. NCBI's taxonomy places the organism in Eukaryota, Evosea, Mastigamoebida, Endamoebidae. The record is from RefSeq and is a predicted model, not a curated record.